Ziziphus jujuba (common jujube) is the source of this 1912-nucleotide messenger RNA. RefSeq names its product acyltransferase GLAUCE. Gene Ontology annotation, molecular function: acyltransferase activity, transferring groups other than amino-acyl groups. The record is from RefSeq and is a predicted model, not a curated record. The transcript is spliced from 2 exons. The coding region runs from base 18 to 1481 and encodes 487 amino acids. NCBI's taxonomy places the organism in Eukaryota, Viridiplantae, Streptophyta, Magnoliopsida, Rosales, Rhamnaceae.
CCAUCUAUAAAUAUUAGAUGGUAGAGCAAUCAAAAAUAUGUUUUUUAAAGAUCAAGUUAAGGAAAAUGGGAACCGUUUAUGAAGAACCAUCUCUUCUCCAAGACUUCAAGGUCACCAUCCACCAGUCCUCUUUGGUUACACCCUCCCAAAAGAGUGAGAGAAACUCCAUGUUCUUCUUGUCAAACAUAGACCAGGUUCUCAAUUUUGAUGUCCAGACAGUCCAUUUUUUCCCUGCCCACAAAGAUUUUCCUCCUCAAACUGUGGCAGAGAAACUCAGAGAAACACUUGGGGAGAUGUUGGUUGAUCCUUAUAAUUUCCUGGCAGGAAGAUUGAAGUUGAAUGCAAAAACAGGGCGUUUGGAGAUUGAUUGUAAUGAUUCCGGGGUUGGAUUUGUUGUGGCUUCGAGUGAGUUUACAUUGGAUGAGAUUGGAGAUUUGGUUUAUCCUAAUCCAGGUUUUGCUCAACUAGUUACCAUCACUUUGGAUACACUAAAACCUGAGGAACAGCCUCUAGGCAUUUUUCAGGUCACAUCUUUCAAAUGUGGUGGGUUUGCAAUAGGGAUAUCAACCAAUCAUGCAACAUUUGAUGGACUCAGCUUCAAACUCUUCUUACAAAACCUUGCUGCUGCCUUAGUUUCUUCUAACAACAAAUCCAACAGUAUUCUCAGUCUCACCAGUACUCCUUGCAAUGAUCGGCAGCUCCUAGCCGCUCGAUCUCCUCCACGAGUCACUUUCCCCCACCCGGAGCUUCUCAAGCUCACCACCAAAACCAACACUCCCCAAGACUCCUCCUCUAACUCCGACGGCAGCAGCGGCGUCUUCGAAGCCACCCAAGAAGACCUCCACAUCAAGCUCUUCCGAUUAAACUCCGCCGCCAUCUCCCACCUCAAAGACAAGGCCAAACCUCGACCCGCCGGCACCAACAACGUCGAAGCCAAGCGUAUUGUCACCAGCUUCAACGUCGUCACCGCCCUCAUUUGGCAAUGCAAGGCAUUAUCAUCAACCACGGAGAACAACGCCGACCGCGAAUCCACCAUGCUUUACGCUGUCGAUAUAAGGCCGAGGCUGAACCCUCCUCUUCCGGCGUCCUACUCCGGGAACGCGGUGCUGUCAGCCUAUGCCAGGGCGACGUGCAGGGAACUGGAAGAAGGGCCGUUCUCGAGGACGGUGGAGAUGGUGUGGGAGGGAGCGAGAAGGAUGACGGACGAGUACGCGAGGUCGGUGAUCGAUUGGGGAGAGCUGUACAAAGGGUUUCCACAUGGGGAGGUGAUGGUGUCUUCGUGGUGGAAAUUAGGGUUUGAGAAGGUGGAGUAUCCAUGGGGGAAACCAAGGUAUAGCUGCCCUGUGGUUUAUCAUAGGAAGGAUAUCAUUUUACUGCUUCCUGAUAUUGAUGAAGAUGGUGGUGGAGUUAAUGUUUUGGUAGCUUUACCUCCUAAAGAGAUGGAAAAGUUCCAAACCAUAUUUCAUAACUUACUGGCUUGAAUAUAUAUAUAUAUAUAUAUAAAUAUAUAUACAUAUUAUUUUAUAACGGGAUGUCUGCAACUGAUAAUUAUUCUAUAUAAAUAUAUAAAGCAUGUAUGAGUGAGAAUUUGAUAUGCAUAAUGAUGCAUAUAGGGGUAAACGAGUGUGGUAGUUCCGUUGGUUUGAGCACCACUAUCCAUGUCUACAGGGCAUCAUUCGGAUCUCCCGAGUGGGGUAUAGGGGAAAGCCAAAAAAACAAAAAAAAUAAAAAAUAAAAAAAUGAUGCAUAUAGGCAUAUGAGAAAUGAGCCUUGGGUACCAGUUGUAUAUUUUGGAUUUGAUGUGAAAGGCAUAAUUAAUGCCAUACCAUGUGGUUCAAUUUCCCCUCCUCACUUAUAUAUAGCAUAUGUUAAAUUAUUUAUUAAUCAAUAAUUUUGAUUUAUUCACAUAGAA